This is a messenger RNA of Pichia kudriavzevii, 1314 nucleotides long. RefSeq lists its product as uncharacterized. Lineage: Eukaryota; Fungi; Ascomycota; Pichiomycetes; Pichiales; Pichiaceae. The transcript has a single exon. The coding region runs from base 1 to 1314 and encodes 437 amino acids. Gene Ontology annotation, biological process: regulation of cyclin-dependent protein serine/threonine kinase activity. Gene Ontology annotation, cellular component: nucleus; cyclin-dependent protein kinase holoenzyme complex. The record is from RefSeq and is a predicted model, not a curated record. Gene Ontology annotation, molecular function: protein kinase binding; cyclin-dependent protein serine/threonine kinase regulator activity.
AUGCUUGCUUAUCAACAAUCUAAUUUCAAUCCAUCUCAUCCAAACCACCAUUCGUUUGACCCGAAUAACUCAAAUGUUACUAAUAAUAUCAAUAAUAAUAACAUCAAUGCCAUUGAUUCCUCUUUUGGCAUUUAUAACAAUAUGCACCAUGGCAAUGCUAUUAAUACAAUUAAUAAUCCAAUGGGUGCGGGAUACAUGCAUUCCAAUAUGGUUCCUCCAAUUGCUAAUGCCCCAAUCCCAAUGCCUAUACAUAUUCCAAUUCCUCAACAGAUGAAUUAUAUCUCAAGUAAUUAUUACAACAUGCUCCAACCGGUCCAAAUGCAGCUUCCUGUUUCUUUACCGGUGCCUAUUCAGGCUCCUGCGGUGGCAGCGGCUCCUGCUGCUGCGGCUGUUCCGGCGCAACCUAAUGGUGGUGUUUCACUUGUCUUGGAUUACGAUUUAGAUCAAAUGGUCAAUUUCUUAUCUUGGGUCACUUUUGGUUUACUAAAGAAAAAUUCAAAUCCUUCUCUAAGUUUCAUUAAGUCUUUGAAUUCAGUUUUAUCUGCUACAAGAUUACCAAAAUCAACACUUUUAUUGUCAAUCAACUAUCUAUCAAAUAGGAUUGAUGGUGGAUUUUCAAUUAACCAUGAUAAUAGCACUAAUAAUAUCAAUAAUAAUAAUAAUGCCGAUGACGAAAUUUUCAAAAGUUUGAUCAUUUCCUUGAUUUUAGCUAAUAAAUUCAACGAUGAUAAAACUUUCAAAAACAAAUCAUGGUCAGAUGCAACUAAUUUAUCCUUAUUUGAAAUUAAUAAACUUGAAAGAGAAUGGUUGUUUGAUUUUGACUAUGAAUUAUCCAACACUGAUUCUUAUUUAAUGGUGGAAAAUUGCUGGAAUACUUGGACUUCAAAGAAUAUUCACUCUCUCGAAUCAUCUACUUCUAAUGAUAAUUUGAGUGAUUUGAAUCAUAGAUGUUCCUCGAUUCAUUCUUCUCCAAUAGUCUCCUCCAAUAGUUUCAGUACUGACGAUAAUUUCAUUCCAAAUCAAAUUUUCGAAAACCCUUUCCAAAACAAUCUCAAUCAUAAUAACUACAAUCAAUUCAACAAUGUCAUGUCUUCGCCAAUCGCAGACUCUUGCUACAUGAACGAUUACUAUGAUUCAAACACAUGUUUAAACCCAAACCCAAACAACUUACAAUACGAUCAAUAUCAGCAACAUCUGUUAUCGAAUGAUUACAACCGACCAUUCGAUAAUAACUACUACAACUACUCAGCCGAUUACAGCAAUAACCAACCCUACUAUGGCAAUUAUAGUUAUUGCACAGCAUCGGCUUGUUAA